Messenger RNA from Arachis ipaensis, 1721 nucleotides. The record is from RefSeq and is a predicted model, not a curated record. Lineage: Eukaryota; Viridiplantae; Streptophyta; Magnoliopsida; Fabales; Fabaceae.
UGCACAUCAUAGAUUAUGUGCAUGGCAUCUGAUUCGCAACGCAACAAGUAACAUUGGCAAGCCCCAGUUUACAUCCAUGUUUAGAAAGUGUAUGCUAGGCGACUAUGAAAUUGAUGUAUUUCGUCAAAAGUGGUUUGAAAUGGUUGAGAGAUUUGGUGUCGAAAACAAGAAUUGGGUCCUAGAUAUGUAUAAAAAGAGACAUUCAUGGGCAACUGCACAUAUAAGAGGGAAGUUUUUUGCUGGUUUUCGGACUACUUCUCGGUGCGAGGGAUUAAACUCGAUCAUUGCAAAGUAUGUCAACUCAAGGUACAAUCUGGUUGAGUUCAUUCAACACUUUAAUCGUUGUGUCGACCAUAUAAGGUGGAAAGAGGUCCAGGCUGACCUCGCCUCUGUGAAUGGGAGACCCAUUAUGCAAACCUGUUUUCAACAGUUAGAGAGGAGUGCUGCCAAUGUUUACACCCUAUCAAUAUUUCAUAUGUUCCAACCAAUCCUUGUACGGGCUGCAUCAAUGAAGGUAAUAAAUAUGAGGCAAACUGGCUCUUAUGUGAUUUACUCUGUCGGUUUGGACCAAACGCCAAAUGAGAUGUGGCGUGUAUUCUGUUGUGACAUUGAGAUGGAAUUCAAUUGUUCAUGUAUGAGAAUGGAAUCAUUUGGCAUACCUUGUGAACACAUAGUUUGCGUCUUGGUGCAUGAAGAUAUAGAGGAGUUGCCAAGGUCAUUAGUCUUGCCUCGGUGGACCAAGACUGCCAAAGUGGGUUUGCAAAAUGCGGUUGGGCUUCAUUGGGAUUCUUUGAUGCUAAGUCAGUACGGUUGUUUGAUGGAUUGGUUUAGACAACUAGCCAACUUUGCUUGCCGAGAUAACGAGAGAUUUAUCUUUACACGGGAAAUGGCUAUGAAUUUGUUGAAACAAUUUAAGGAGGAAGAUGCUGCACAAAAAGGGGGGGUCAAUGAUGCAGAUAGUGUAAGAGAUGGUGUGCAAGUGGAUGCUUCUGGAGCUGGGCUUGCAACCAAUGAUCUCGGACAUAGCAUGCCAAGGGACCCAAGAAAAUGUAGGACAAAAGGGGGGGCUUCACAGUCCAAUAAAAGAAAACAUCGAUGUGGACAUUGUGGCAUGGAGGGCCACAAUCGAACAACUUGUCGUGUUCGUCGUGGCAUCUCACAGUCAGAAGGCCUUGGAAAUGACACAUUUGAUAAUGACUCGGAUGACCACAUGAACAUUGAAGAUGACUCAUUUGUAUAUGAUGAGAGUGCUUCCUACAGUAGCAAUGAGGUGCUGUAAUAAGCUUUUGCGAUGGUUGAUGUUGUUCGUGUUUAUAACUAAAGGUUGAGGUUCGUACUCUUGUUAUGGCAUCAUAGAAAUGUGAAGCAUUUGCUUUUUUAUUCCAUCAUAGAAAUGAAAAAAGAAAAAGGUAUCUUGGUUGAUAUAUGUGGAGAUCAUAUCUCCGAUGAUCUGUCAAAAUAAAUGGAACUUGAUUUGCUGCUGGAUUUUGUGUUUUCUAGUAAAUGAUGACUUAAAAGUAACUGUUGUUUCUGUUGAUCCAAGGUGAACCAUAUGCUUGAGGAAAAUUAUAUGCUUUUACUAUUUCUAGGCUAGGAUGUUUUCAUCUCUGAUGAUAUGAUUUUCACUUUACACUUCUGCGCUUGUCAUAGUAUUGUUUAAUCUAUAAUGCUUGUCAUAGUAUUUAAAAUAUUAAUCUAUAAUGCUUGUCAAUUAUCUAAGU